AGGAAAGGGGGAUGGGGGGAGGGAGGUGAUGUGUUCUUACAGCCAGCUCCACUAGGCUUGCAGGCAGGAGAUUAAACCACAGAUGGUGAGUGAGUCUGAGAGUGAAGAGAAGAAGCUCACUCAGGUCUCAUCCCUCAGUAUUCUCCAACAGCCCUUGCUAAGGGAGUUGGUUGGGUGAGGAAAGGGAAGGGUAACCCAGCAAGGCUGUUUUAACAGAGAAAUCACUGAGUUAAAUGCUGGAUAACAAGCAGAAGAAGCUAUUGCAGAUAAGGACAAGUGAAGCCGAGGAUGUGAAAUCGUGUCUGCUGCUGAAUGUACAGGAAGUGGAUUGGGAAAUCUCACUGCUGCUGCAGUGAACAGGAAUCAGAUGGUUACCUGCCCCUCCAGCUCCUUGGUGAGCCCCAAAUGUUCUGAGGGUCUCAAAUCCACUGUUGGUAGAUGACCUUUGGAGCGCAGCAUGAGCAGCGGGUACUGUAGUCUGGAUGAAGAGCUCGAGGAUUGUUUUUUCACAGCCAAGACCACCUUCUUCAGGAGGGCACAGAGCAAAACCCCUGCCAAGAAUGUAACAAAAACAGCAGAAGAAGAAAAACCCAAAGCUCCCACUAUCCAGGAGAUUGAACAGAUAAUCAAUAGUUACAAUGCCAAGGUUACAAACUGCUUUGUGAUGAAGCUGAAUGAGGACGGCACUUACACGGGCUUCAUUAAAGUGCACUUGAAACUGCGCCGGCCUGUGACGGUGCCAGCAGGAAUUCGGCCGCAGUCUAUCUAUGAUGCCCUCAAGGAGGUGAACCUGGCUGAUAUGACGGACAAGAGAACUUCCUUCUUCUUGCCACUGGAUGCAGUCAAGCAGCUGCACAUCAGCAGCACGACCACGGUCAGUGAGGUGAUCCAGGGGCUCCUCAAGAAGUUCAUGGUGGUGGACAACCCUCAGAAGUUUGCACUUUUCAAGGAAAUGCAGAGAGAUGGGCAAGUUCUCUUCCAGAAGCUCUCUCUAACAGAAUACCCCUUGUAUCUCCGGCUGCUGGCUGGCCCCGACACAGAUGUUCUCAGUUUUGUGCUGAAGGAAAACGAAACAGGGGAAGUUGAGUGGGAUGCAUUCUCUAUCCCAGAGCUACAAAAUUUCUUAAUGAUACUGGACAGAGAGGAAAAAGACAAAAUUCAGCAAGUCCAAAAGAAGUACAGCAAGUUUAAACAAAGACUGGAGAAGAGUUUGAAAGAAGCAGGAGGAAAACCAGGAUAACCAAACACAAUAUCUAGCUUAGUCUGGUACGAUACACGCUUUAUUUUUAAAAAGAGACUUCUCAGGACACCUCAAAUUUGUCUGAUCCUUUCUCCCUGUUCCUCUGUCUGAGGAAUGACGCGCCCCAACAAGACACAAGCGUUGCAUUUCUUUUACUUCAGAAAUUAUCACUGGAUCACAGCCAGUCAGUAAA
Messenger RNA from Dermochelys coriacea (leatherback sea turtle), 1433 nucleotides. RefSeq names its product Ras association domain family member 5 (gene RASSF5). The coding region runs from base 458 to 1240 and encodes 260 amino acids. Lineage: Eukaryota; Metazoa; Chordata; Testudines; Dermochelyidae. The transcript has 5 exons. Gene Ontology annotation, biological process: signal transduction. The record is from RefSeq and is a predicted model, not a curated record. Gene Ontology annotation, cellular component: nucleus.